Messenger RNA from Aureobasidium namibiae CBS 147.97, 894 nucleotides. RefSeq lists its product as uncharacterized. Bases 1 to 894 code for a protein of 297 amino acids. NCBI's taxonomy places the organism in Eukaryota, Fungi, Ascomycota, Dothideomycetes, Dothideales, Saccotheciaceae. The transcript has 3 exons. The record is from RefSeq and is a predicted model, not a curated record.
AUGGUCUAUUCAUACGGAGAGUCGUGGUAUGAUCGUCAGGAUCCUUCGCCACCACCGCAUGCACGCUACUACCGUCACUCCUAUCGACACAGCGGCCACCUCACGCCUGAACCACAAUACUCCAAUCUACAUCGCUCGUACUCGCAAGGCCACAAUGAAAAAGAGCGUGAACGAAAAGCCUACGACGAUUUCCUCCGCAGACAACGAGAAAAGGAAGAGGCAGAAGAACAAGCCUACCGCGAAGCCCUACGCAAGCAAAAAGAAAAAGAAGAAGCCAAAGAACGAGAAUACCAAUCCUUCCUGCGUCUGCAAAAAGAAAAACAAGAAGCAGAAGACCAAGCCAAGAAAGAGGAACAAGCACGUAUCGACUCCACCAUGCGAGCACGACUGGAAAAGUUGGGAAUGUCUCAACACGACAUUGAAUUGGCUUUGGAUCCCGAAAAGGCGGAGAAGGAAAAGAAGAAAAAGAAGAAACACAGGUAUUCAGGAGAUGUGUAUUUGGAUGACUAUGUCAUUGAUGUGGGAGGAGGAGCGCCGCCGAGUCUGCCUGAUGCACCACCUCUGGGCGUUGGCUUUCCUCAACACCACGUCCCGGUGUAUCCGCGCAUCAAUCGCAGGUAUCUGGACAUCGAGACCUUGGAGCAUUACCAUGUACCUUGGGAGUGGGAUCGUGCGAACUCAGACUUCAUCAUUCUGCUGCGCGAGUUAGACAAGUACGAAACAGAUGUGCUGUUCGAGCACACGCGUCGCCGUCGUCAAGGUUCCUCUGCGCCUUUGCUCAUUGACAAGGCCAAGGAUACAGGACCAAAGUUUGCUUGGGUGAGGCACAAGAGUAAGGAAAGAAGUAAGAGUAGAGGAAGGGACAUCAGGGUCACUGAGAUUGUGAGGAGAUGA